This is a messenger RNA of Cucurbitaria berberidis CBS 394.84, 2619 nucleotides long. RefSeq lists its product as uncharacterized. Lineage: Eukaryota; Fungi; Ascomycota; Dothideomycetes; Pleosporales; Cucurbitariaceae. The record is from RefSeq and is a predicted model, not a curated record. Gene Ontology annotation, biological process: DNA-templated transcription; regulation of DNA-templated transcription. The transcript is spliced from 4 exons. Gene Ontology annotation, molecular function: DNA binding; zinc ion binding; DNA-binding transcription factor activity, RNA polymerase II-specific. The coding region runs from base 1 to 2619 and encodes 872 amino acids.
AUGUCGUUUCCCCCGCAAAAUGCAUCUCCUAAUUCACUUCCAACGGUCACGGCAGAGAGAAAGACGCAGCUUCCGCAGCCACGCGUCCGCCGCCGCAACCGCAUGAUCACGUCCUGCCUCGAAUGCCGACGUCGCAAACUCAAGUGCGACAAAGGACACCCAUGCACGAAUUGCACCAAGCUCUCGCGUCAAUGUGUUUUCAUUGCUUCUGGCCUCGACGCGGACGCUCAGGCACGGCUCGCUGAGGUCAAGGAGAAAAUGGGGAUUCUGGAGAGGAGUCUCGAAGAAGAUGUUGCCCGAGAGACUCAAUCGAGUUCUGCCAUCUCUGCUUCUUCCCUCAAGCUGCCGGGCCAAGAAGCUUCAUACAGUGACCAAGAAGACGACGAAGAUACGAAAGACCUUGACCCAUCCCAUCUGGCUACCGAAGAUGCUGCGUACUAUGAGCAUGAGGGUAACGAUGAUGUCGUUGAUCUUGGGAUAGCCAUGGGGAAAGUAAGAAUCACCGAAAGAAUCGGUGGACUUGUACGACCUAGGUUUUCCGAAGAACUCGCCCAAGCGCUCAAAGAGCUUCCGAAACGUGCACCCUCAGACUCCAUUCCCGUCUCCGAACAGGACCCCCAGACUUGGCUAGCACCCGGUCGAGACUAUGUCGCUCCAGCUUCGAGUUUCUUCUUUGCUACCGGCGUCGAAAAGACGUCACUUAUGACCCAUUUACCGUCCAAGGCCCUGGUUGAUAAAUUGGUCGCGCACUACUGGAUUGCCGUGCACGUCAUUGCAACGGCCGUCCAUCGCCCUUCAUUUGAGAGGCAGUACCACAGUUUCUGGGCGAGCGUCAAAGCCGGGAUUGAGCCUCGAAUCUCGUUCCAAGCUGUCAUAUUUGCGGUGCUACUCAGUUCGAUUGUUUCCAUGCCCGAGGACAAGGUGCUGACUGAAUUCGGUGUUGAUAAGCAGAGUCUAGUGGACAACUUCAGAGAGGGGACAGAAGCAGCACUUUCUAGGGCUAACUUCUUACGUACCACGAAGCUGGAGACCCUUCAGGCUUUCGUAAUGUAUCUCAUUCCGCUAUGCCGGAACGAAGUUUCGCGCGCUCACUCUGCACUCACCGGAACGCUUAUUCGCUUGGCAGAAUGCAUGGGACUGCACCGUGAUCCAACAACUUACAGUACUUCGCCCAUCGAAAUCCAAGUCCGGCGUCUAGUUUGGUACCAAAUUUGCUUCCUAGAUCUUCGAACCUCCGAGGCGACCGGUCCACGUCCACAAAUUCGGCCCGACGACUACGACACCCAAUUCCCUCUGAACAUCGAUGAUAUUGAUCUCGACCGGGCCGAGAGCGGUGAAAGUGGCGUCGAUGUCAGAACAGAUAGGACCCACUUCACUGACAUGACGAUCACACGCAUGCGCUUCGAGUGCUACGAGAUGCAUCGCUUCUUAUGGAACGAACGGCCAAAGCUGGAAAUGAGAAGAGAAGAUGGGGAGCGCAAGGUUACGAUUACGUCUCUGCUAUCGCGGGUCCAGUCCUUCAAGGCCGCGAUGGAAAAGACCUACGUCCCCAUGCUGAGCAAAACAGUACCAUUGCAUGCUCUCGCGUCCGAAAUGUACGGCAUCCUCUCAGGUCGACUAUACAUUCUGCUUCUGCAGAAAUAUCUGAGCUCUGAUCGUAGCAAAAUGCCGGACCGCUUACGACAGGUUAUCAUGAGCUCAUCAAUCAUGAUUCUCGAGCACUCCAUGACUAUCGAGCAACAACCUGCUUUAUCAAUGUGGUCAUGGUAUAUUGGCGCGCUGCAUCAAUAUCACGUCGCCCUCCUCUUGAUAAGUGAGCUAUAUGCUGGACCCCGUGAGCUGGCUAUCGAACAGCGAGUUUGGAAAGGCUUGGACUUUGCCUUUGAUCUCUCCAGCGGAACAUCCAACCUUGAGAAGGUCAGGAUCGUCUUAGAAGACCUAAUUGGGAAGACCCAGAUUUACGCAAGUAUGAAAGGAGUGAGAGUCCCAAACCAGAUGCCGCACGCCGGACCUCGUACGCAUACGCCUGGCUAUCAAGCCCGACAACAGGAAGCAAGAGAAGAGCGAGACCGAAGUGGAAGCCUACAAUCCACUGAAAGCAGUGCUGGUGCUGCCUCAUUUAGAUUAGGCAGAAAUGUGGCUGAGCAACAGACUUCAUCGCAGCAACAGCAACCAUAUGCUUACCAGUCGCAGCAGUCGCAAGGCCAGACCAUGUCCUUUCCGGGAUCGAUGCCUACCAUAGACUGGGGCACAAUAGAUUUACCAGCAUCAGCAGCCACAUUUCAGCAGCCUCGGCAACCUCUGCCUCCCCCAGAGUCUUUCAGUCACAGACAUCGGAGCUUCGCAGGAGGUUCGAUACCAACGAACAUGAUGGCAAGUACGGGCCAGCGUCAAGGGAGCGAUGGCAGCAGCCCAGGAGCCGCGAUCCACGCAUAUAUGGUGAGCGGGACAGCAGACAGCAGCCCUAUGGAUGCACUCAACGAAAUCGACUGGAACGACAUUGAGCUGAUGUUUGGCGGUGCCGAGAUGGAUGCAGGGAAUAUGCUCAUCCCGCCAUAUACGUUCCCGCAAUUCUCAGCUACGGAUUUGCAGUGGCCGGCGCAGGAAGGAUCGCAAUAA